Funneliformis geosporum is the source of this 1314-nucleotide messenger RNA. Lineage: Eukaryota; Fungi; Glomeromycota; Glomeromycetes; Glomerales; Glomeraceae. The record is from the annotation of a GenBank genome assembly.
CAAGCUCGUGAUCGUGAAGAAUCUUCACGGUUACACGGUUACACAUAUGAUGCAAUGUGGACUCGUUUUUGCCAAGUUGCUUGCGACUUCCACGACUAUGAGGACGUUCUACGCGCCGUUCCUCUAAUAUUCUACGUGAAUGUUGUGAAUCAUCGACAGCAUAACGAGGAAGUCAACAAGUUCUGGAACGAGAUCGAGCUUAUGUGUCUAGAGCAAGAGAUAACCUUGCGCACAAAACGAUGCCAUUUAAAUAUAAGUAGUAAGACGCAAGAUAUGAUGGAGAACAUGGCAGAGGAGACCGUGGAAGCUCAUUUAGAGACAACAAAACAGAGACCGACAAGAAAAAGAAAAAAAAUAUGUUAUACUGAAAGUUCAGAGGUAGAUCAUUCAUCGGAUUCAGAAUACAUAGAGAAACCUAAGGGAAAACAAAAACCAAAAUCAAAACGAUCACAUAUAAAAGCGAACUGUGACGGUAUGGAUAAGGUUCCAUCAAUAGAGACUUCAGAGGCACCAAGUCUAGAAGAUACUACUUUGUAUGAAAUUACUCCAAGCACAUCCCAACAAUCCCCGACAUCAUUAGAAACUUCAGAAAAUAUUGAUACUUCGCGUGAAAGUACACCAUGUCCAGUUAUCCAAUCGACCCAACAGACAUCAUUAAAUACUAUUUCUACUCCACGUUCAGUUAUCCAAUCGACUCAACAAGCCUCAAUUUUUACACCGCAAAAACCAAUCAUAACAAAAAUCAUGUAUGAUAGAUUUUCACCAUACCUCAUUUGUGCAUUUAACGCGACAAUAAAUUACAUUAAAGAAACUGUUGAAGAAGGAGUCUACAUAGAAGUAAAAAAUUUAUUACAAGCAAAAGACCGACUUAUUUUGCAGGAAACUUUGGUUAAGAAGCUGGAUGCGAUAUUUGAAACAGACUACACAGGGAUCGAAUCAAAAAUCUUUUCGGAAACAGUUAUCAACGGUGACAACCGGACAGAAGAAGCAAGGUUCAACUUCUUCAUAAGGGACGCACUCCUAGAUUUUGUUGCUAACUUUAGGUACAGAAUGCCGAGAGUUUUAGACCGUGAAAUAUCGGAAAGAACUUAUAUUGUGGAAUCUCUGUCACCUAUCUUCCGUGCUUUUCGAAAUGCUUUCCCGGAUAUCAAAUACGAUUGGAUCGAAAAAAAUGUUUCCUCAAUAAAAGAAGCAAACAAUAUGUUUGCAGAAGAUAUCAAUCCAAGAAAGACAGAUCUACUUAUCAUACGUUUGUCAGACAAUCUGGAAAUACUGAACACAGAAGUCUCAGGACCUCCCUUUAAAGUCACAUGA